ACCUGGGAACGACUUAUUUCACAACCUCAACAUGAAGGCUGUCGUCUCUGCUGCUUUGCUUUUCGCCACUCUGGUCCUUUUCUCUGAGGCCGUCCAAGUCCAGGAUGGUGAAUAUUUCUUCUCAGCUGAAUCAGUGAAAGUCCUUCAGGGUUUGUUGGACAGCAGCUCUGCCACCCAGCAGAAGAGCCCUCGCCUGGCCACGACCAGCUAUGCCUCUGUCUGCGCCAAUCCAACCCUGCCGCAGGAGUUUGUACCCAUAUGCAACCAAAGUGGGUCCAGCUUGGUCUUCUCCAGACUAGCUGCCAUGCCCAUGGACGUGUGCGAGAUCUGUGCUUUUGCCGCCUGCACCGGCUGCUAGACCCUCAUCCCUCUUCCAAAUGACAAAGGAAUGUCUUCACUUUUACCGAUUCAAUAUGCAAACCCACGUUUCCUUUGCCUUCACGUAAAAUGGCGCCCUGAUCCGUAUGGCAGACUGUUUUGGAACUGUUACUUGUCGUUUUGAAAGCAUGCACUUAAACCUAAAUCAGUCUGGAAUUUAAAUGAACUGUAAUGUUUUUUUUUCUUGUGUUACAGCAUAACGUUUCACUUAUUUAAUGAAAGUAGUGUAGUCUUAUUUUUUCUACUUCUUGUAUUUCUUACAUUUUCAUAUUCUUGUGCAAUAAAAUGCCUUGAAAAAGGA
Colossoma macropomum (tambaqui) is the source of this 679-nucleotide messenger RNA. Its product is annotated as guanylin family protein. Bases 32 to 358 code for a protein of 108 amino acids. The transcript has 3 exons. Gene Ontology annotation, molecular function: guanylate cyclase activator activity. Lineage: Eukaryota; Metazoa; Chordata; Actinopteri; Characiformes; Serrasalmidae. Gene Ontology annotation, cellular component: extracellular region. The record is from RefSeq and is a predicted model, not a curated record.